CAUCUUGGUGUUUCCAAUACUUUACUCAGAGACUGAUUUGCUCAGAGAGGAGCCAUGCAGAAAAUAUUUGUUUUCAUUUCUGCUGUUUACUUCAAGUCAUAUAUUUAUGCCUCAGGAAGCACUAACCCUGAAGAUUCCGGCAUUCAUGCCACAGACUUGGUCAAAAUCAAGAAUAAUACUCUCAUUUAUGGAUCUCUAGCAAAGAAAAUAAAGGACUGUAUUGAUGCUGAUAUCUCCAACAUAGACCGGUCACAUAUUAACACCUUAAUUUCUUUGCUUCAAGAAACACUUUCCAUAUAUAAAGAGCAUCAGUCCAAAGUUUAUGAGAAGAUCAUGAAUUCAACUAACUGCAAGAUGCCUCUUGCACCCAAAAAUGGUGGUUUGGUUUGUGUUUAUUUUGACAGCGUCUACUACUGCAAACCAAUGUGUAAUCAGGGCUAUGAUUUUUCCUUUAUGAGGAGAAGCAGGUUAUAUGAGAAAUGUGGGAGUGAAACUGGCUUUUCUUGGACAUCUCAAUAUAUUGGUGGAUCCAGACUAGCGGAAUGUAUUGCUUCAAGCAUUGAAGUAAGCGGGGUAUCAUCAGCCUAUUUCAGGACUGAUAAGUGUCAAAACGUUGUCCGUAAAAUGAAAAAAGAACAGAUGGAGAGCAAAGAACAGAAAUAUAUAGAUGAGUUCAUAAAAGAACUGGAAAAAGAUGAAGUAAACAAAGAUCACAAGAAUGAAUUCGAUUUUGUUGUGUGUGGAGAUUGAUAAAAUGUCAAAAGUAAAAAAAAAGUAUGAAGCCAAACAAUAUAAUUGCAGGUCUAAUUACCAAUAAGGAUCAGCAAUGCUGUAAUAUAAAAUGAUAAUAAAAUGAUUGUGUUCAACAAACACCAUAAA
Molecule: messenger RNA, 879 nt
Organism: Pseudophryne corroboree (corroboree frog)
Lineage: Eukaryota; Metazoa; Chordata; Amphibia; Anura; Myobatrachidae
Exons: 7
Coding region: 55-750 (231 amino acids)
Source: RefSeq, a predicted model, not a curated record